Salvia miltiorrhiza (redroot sage) is the source of this 643-nucleotide messenger RNA. RefSeq lists its product as uncharacterized. NCBI's taxonomy places the organism in Eukaryota, Viridiplantae, Streptophyta, Magnoliopsida, Lamiales, Lamiaceae. Bases 34 to 489 code for a protein of 151 amino acids. The transcript is spliced from 3 exons. The record is from RefSeq and is a predicted model, not a curated record.
ACUAAAGAUUAAAAAAAAAAUUAAAGUAUAUUCAUGCACGAAGCAGCACAAAAAAUGGUGGAAAAAAUAAGGCAAAAUGAGAAUGGAGUGAUGAUGAGCGUUUAUGUGGAAUCAAAAAUUCUUCGAUCCAAUCAGAAAAUUGAUCGGAUCAACAGAAUCAGCGUUUCUAAAUCACGAUGCUAUGAUCGGCGUGCCCACCUCCUUGCAUAUACAAAGGAGCUCAAGCAUGCAAAAGAGUUAAAGAGGCCAUUAAUUAAAAAUUUGAGGCCAAAAUCAAAGAAGCGGAGAUGGGCUGUGGUCGGGGAAGGCUUUAGACGAUUGUUUUCGCAAUUCCGUAGGGUGAAGAGGUUGUGGAAGUAUGAAUCAAUAGACGGUGAAGGGAGAUGGAGCAACGGAAGAAGAAGAAAAAUUCAUUUUUGUAAGAAAUUGAAGUGCUUGUUGAAGAAGAUAUCUGGGGCUUGGACAUGCAACAGUGGUGCCACUCAUUGAUUUUCAAUAGAUUUACUAUUUAGAUUGGAGGAUUUUAAUUCCAAUUUGGACGAAACAAAAUAUUAGAUGAUUUUAUUUUAUUUUAUUUUUGUAAUUUCACACUCUAAUAACAUUUGGAGUCUAGAACAACGAGUUUAUCUGUUUAUGUGAACAA